Messenger RNA from Wyeomyia smithii (pitcher-plant mosquito), 2532 nucleotides. RefSeq lists its product as uncharacterized. The coding region runs from base 1 to 2532 and encodes 843 amino acids. Gene Ontology annotation, molecular function: nucleic acid binding. The record is from RefSeq and is a predicted model, not a curated record. The transcript has a single exon. NCBI's taxonomy places the organism in Eukaryota, Metazoa, Arthropoda, Insecta, Diptera, Culicidae. Gene Ontology annotation, biological process: DNA integration.
AUGGUGAUAGUACCAAAGGGAAAAGAUGAUGUCAGAAUAUGCAUCAACAUGAAGCACCCGAACGGAGCUAUUCAGCGUGAGCACUACCCAUUACCUGUCAUCGAUACGUUCUUGAUCAAGCUAAGGGGAUCGAAGUUCUAUUCACGAUUGGACAUCACUUCGGCGUAUCACCACGUCGAGCUCCAUCCUGAAUCUCGUGGGGUCACUACAUUCAUGACAGCAGGCGGUUUAAUGCGGUUCAAACGCCUGAUGUUCGGGAUUAACUGCGCACCUGAGAUUUUCCAAAGAAUUAUAACGGAAAUGCUGGUGGGAGUAGAUGGCGUAAUAGUUUAUAUCGACGACAUCGUCGUAUCAGGACGAACCAAGGCAGAGCAUGACAGACGGCUGAAACAAGUAAUUGCUAUUCUAGAGCGCAACAAUGCUUUACUGAACAAGAGCAAGUGCAUUUUCGGGGUCACAGAGCUCGAAAUUUUAGGAUUCAAGGUUAGCGAAUAUGGCAUUAGUCCAUCUGAAAAAAAAAUUGCAGCUGUUAAAAAUUUCCGCUUGCCGUCGUCUAGAGAAGAAGUUCGUAGUUUUCUCGGACUUGUAAAUUUCGUGGGACAGUUUAUCCCCAAUCUGUCAACGAGAACCGAGCCUUUGCGUAAAUUUAUCCGUGGAGACGUCGGGUUAUUCGGUGAAGAUCAAAAACGAGCUUUUGACGAUUUGAGGCUCGAGUUAUCCAACAACGUACGCAAGUUGGGAUUUUUCGAUCCGAAUGAUACCACCGAGUUGUAUGUGGAUGCCUCAUCGGUUGGUCUAGGGGCAGUCUUGGCACAAAGAGAUAGACAUAAUACGCCACGUAUUAUUAGUUUCGCGUCAAAAGGGUUAACAAGUACGGAAAGACUGUAUCCGCAAACGCAACGGGAAGCAUUGGCAGUGGUAUGGGCAGUCGAGAAAUUUUAUCUGCACCUAUUCGGGCUGCAUUUCACUAUCUUCACAGACCAUAAAACCUUGGAGUACAUAUACGGAGGAAAACAUCAAAAUGGAAGGCGUGCCUGUUCAAGAGCUGAGGGUUGGGCUCUACGACUGCAGCCGUUUACUUUCGAGAUAAAGCAUACCCCAGGAUCUACGAAUAUCUCCGAUGUACUCUCUCGUCUGGUAGCUAAACCUGAUAAACCAUUCGAUGAUCACGCGGGGCACUUCCUGCUUGCCAUAGAACAUGAGCCCUUUGCUAUCACCUUGAGCGAAAUCAAAGAAGUAACUGCUACUGACAAGACCCUGUUGUCAGUUAUGAAAUGUCUGGAGACUCAAGACUGGCCACCUGAACUAUACCGCUACCAAGCUUUUAAAAGGGAAAUUGGAGUAGUCGAAGGUAUAGUGAUAAGGGACGAUGGAAUUGUUCUUCCGUGCAAGUUACGACAGAGAGCCUUAUACAUUGCUCAUAGAGGUCAUCCAGGGGUGGUAGCCAUAAGGAGAAAUCUGAGAGAGAAAAUGUGGUGGCCGUGUAUGGACCGGGACGUUGCUGAUACUGUGGAGGAAUGUGCUGGAUGCGCCGCCGUUAGUGAACAAAAUCCUCCAGAACCAUUAAUUCGUAAAGAAAUGCCGGAACGAGCAUGGCAGCAGAUCGGAAUAGACUUCUUUUCAGCCAAAGAAUGUGCAACGUUCCUAGUGGUGGUUGACUACUACAGUCGAUUUCUAAAGGUAGUCGAAAAGAAGGGCACGAAUGCUAGCAAGACGAUUGCGGCAUUAGAAAAUAUUUUUCAUGAGCAGACGUAUCCUGAAACCAUUCGGAGCGACAAUGGCCCACCAUUUGGUAGUGAGGAGUUUUCUGACUACUGUAACAGCAUGAACAUUAGAUUGGUGCGUACUAUCCCCUACUGGCCGCAAAUGAACGGUCUUGUAGAGAGGCAGAAUCAGGGAAUACUACGUACAUUACGUAUAGCAAAGGCAACAAAUAGUGAUUGGAGGAAAGCACUACAAAACUACAUCUACAUGUACAAUACAACGCCGCACUCGGUUACUGAAAAAGCGCCAAUGGAGUUGUUAACUGGCCGCCCGGUGAAGGAUCUCUUGCCAUCUCUACGAACCGAUCCUCAUUGGCUUCGAGAUGCCGAUACACGUGAAAAGGACGCAAUGAAAAAGAUGCAAGGGAAGCUCUACGCAGACAAGCGUAGACAUGCAACACCCUCUGACAUCAAGGAAGGCGAUAUGGUUAUGCUGCGUAACUACGAGACGGAUAAACUAGAACCAAAAUUCCGUCUAGAGAAGUUUAAGGUCAUAAAGAAAACCGGGAAUGAUACUAUUGUCGCUAAUGAAGAGGGUGUAAUGUAUCGUCGAUCCAUCACACAUUUGCGUAAGUACCCAUCGUCAGAAGAGGAAAUUUCAGACUCACUUACAAACCACCAACAGCCUGAAGCAUCAGCACCAGCAACACAAAUGCAGAAAGCAAAAAACAAACGGGAAAUUGGAGACGAGAAAGCAACUGACGGAGACGAACCCCCGGUAAAACGUCCGUCGAGGGACAAAAAGAUCCCUUCGCGAUAUUGGGAAUGA